Molecule: messenger RNA, 429 nt
Organism: Moneuplotes crassus
Lineage: Eukaryota; Ciliophora; Spirotrichea; Euplotida; Euplotidae
Source: the annotation of a GenBank genome assembly
AUCAAAUUUCAAACAGAUGCCAGGUCGUGGAAAAUCAUUUCAUGGGAAAGGAAAAGGAAAAGUCAAACGCAAGACGGGAAAUCGUACCUUCAGAGAAGCUAUUAUGGGGAUCACCAAGCCAGCUAUACGUAGACUGGCUAGAAGAGGAGGGGUCAAAAGAAUUUCAUCAUUAAUUUACCCUGAAACCCGCUUUGUCCUGUACGAAUAUCUCAAAAAAGUCAUCAAGGAUUCAAUGACAUAUACGAUUCAUAGCAGGAGAAAAACAGUGUUUGCCCUUGACGUCGUAAUGGCACUUAAAAGACAAGGGAAUAGUCUUUAUGGCUUUGGUGGUUAAACCCUACAAACUCCAUCCUCUUUAGAGGACUUCAAUAUUACCCUUCGUUAAAGUAAGAAUUUGUCAGAAUGAAACUAUGUAAUCUACCAGCAUUC